AUGUUAUCUGAGACACAAAAAGUUAACAAUAUUCGUAGAAAUAUUAAUAGAAUAAGAAAAUCAUUUAAAAGUGGAGCUACACAAUUAUCUUCACAAAUUCGUGAUGAAGCAAUUCAAUCAUUACAAACAGUUAGUAAAGUUCCAAAAUGGGUACGAGUAUUAAGUAAAAUAUAUCAUGAUUACGGUUUAAAACAUAUAUGUUUAAUAUUAAUUCUUGUUGCAUAUCAAUUUCUAGGAGCAGGUAUUUUUUAUUUUUGUGAAGUUUCAUAUGAUGAAAAUAAAGAAAAUACAUGGAUUGAGGAAAUUAAGAUAAAUAGAACAAAAUUAAUUAAUGAUAUUAUUCCUAGUUUAUUUAACAAUUCUGAAUAUUUAUUUUUUUUAACAGAAAAUCAAACAAAAAAAGUUUUUUGGCAAUUAAAUGAUAAAUUAAUAGAUUAUGAAAAACAAUUAGGAAUAAAAUAUACAGAUCAAAAGAUAAAAUGGGAUUUUUGGAAUGCAAUGUUAUAUGCACAAACAAUAUGUACAACAAUUGGAUAUGGAUUUACUUAUACAAAUACACGAUUAGGAAAAAUUGCAACUAUCCUUUAUGCUAUACUAGGAAUUCCAUUAGUUCUUAGUGUUUUAGAUGAUUUUGGAAAACUUUUAACAAAAUUUUUAAAAUAUCCAUGGCUACUAUUUAAAUGUGGUUGUAGGAGAGCAUUUAGAUAUUUUACAAAACAAACAAUGGAAGAAAUUAAAAAAUUAGAUGAAGAAGAUAAAUUAUAUUUGGAGGUUUUUGAUAUGCCAAUAAUAGUUGCAAUUGGUAUUGUUGUAGCAUGGAUAUUUAUUUGUAGUGCAACAUUUUGUAUUUGGGAACGUGAUUGGGAUUAUUUUGUGGCAUUUUAUUUUUUCUUUAUCUCAUUAAGUACAAUUGGAUUAGGUGAUAUAAGACCAACACAACCAAAAUAUUUAUCAAUAUUAUUUAUUUAUAUAAUUAUUGGAUUAUCUUUAGUUUCAAUGUGUAUUAAUUUAAUACAAUCAAAAAUAGAAAAAACAUAUGAAGGUGGUUCUCGUAUAUAUGGUGGUGAGUAUUCAUUACAUGGAAAUCAAAAUUUAGAUUCAAAUAAUAAUAAUCAAUUACGUAUUAAAACAACAUCUAGAAGAGGUAGCUCAUUAGGUAUUUUUAAAAGUAGUGAAGGAAGUAGUUUAUCUAUAUGUAGAGAACAAAUUCAAUUAUUUUUAAAUAAUAAACAAAAAAGUAAUAAAGGAUGCCAGACAAUGUUAUCAUUUCCAAAUUAUAAUUAUAAUACAAAUAUUAUUAAAUCUGUAUCACAAGAACAUAUAAAAUAUAUUCCAAAAAGUUUGUCAAUUGAGGAUGUAAUGAAAUUAGUUGAUAAUGAAGAAGGAAAUAUUUAUUUACUUUCAGAUGGUGAACAGGAAGAAAAUCAAUUUAGUGAUGAAUGUGAUAAUAAUAAAACUGACUCUGAAACUCAUAUUGUUAUUUCAAAAAGUUUUGAUGUUAACUUUGCACCAAUACUUAGUUUAGAUAAAUAUUCAAUUCCCUCAUUAUCAAAAGUUGGAAAUAGAAUGCCAACACUUUAUGAGUUGGAGGCAAUUGAAGAGAUGGAAGAUAAAAUAAUACUACAAAAUUUACUUCCUAAAAAUGAUGAGUUAACACCAGAUUCACAAAAUUUAGUUCAUUUUCGUUCUCGUCUCUCAUUGAUACCAGAACAAAAAUCUAUUGUAUCAGAUGAGUCAUCAUUUACUUUAAAUAAUGAUAAAACAGAAGAUGACACCUCUGACAAAGAAAUUGAAUCUAUAAAAGAAUCAAUGAUAAAAAAUUCUAACACACCACCUGUGUCACCAAAGAAAAAUAAGUUAACGCAUAUUUCAAAUUCAAGAUCAUUUUCUAAAUUUUUUAAAUCAAUUUUUCACUCAAAUUAUUCACUUAAUAAUGCUACUUCUGAAGUUAAUGAUAAAUAUGAACAUGAAGGAAGUAAUUCUGAAUUUGGUAACACUAUAACAAGCUUAAAAAUAGAUAAGAAAUAA
Molecule: messenger RNA, 2028 nt
Organism: Strongyloides ratti
Lineage: Eukaryota; Metazoa; Nematoda; Chromadorea; Rhabditida; Strongyloididae
Product: Potassium channel subfamily K member 18
Exons: 2
Coding region: 1-2028 (675 amino acids)
Biological process (GO): potassium ion transmembrane transport; stabilization of membrane potential
Cellular component (GO): membrane
Molecular function (GO): potassium ion leak channel activity
Source: RefSeq, a predicted model, not a curated record